Molecule: messenger RNA, 1320 nt
Organism: Lecanosticta acicola
Lineage: Eukaryota; Fungi; Ascomycota; Dothideomycetes; Mycosphaerellales; Mycosphaerellaceae
Source: the annotation of a GenBank genome assembly
AUGCCGCGAACACUACCAUGGCUCGUGCGAGGAGCCACAAAGAAGGGUGCUCCAACAGCUUCGCCAGCUCCGCGACAGUCCCGCAAGCGAUCAUCCUCACCCGCCGACUUGGUGAACUCUGAUCUGGACGCACUGCCCGGGACUGAACCUCCCAAGCGCACAGAGAAGAAGCCGAAGAAGCGGGUGGAGCGCUCGUCCUCUCCUCCAGCGCCUACAGCACCAGAAUUUGAAUACAUGAACGAGGGAUAUGGCGCCGACGACAUUUACAUGAUGGUAGAGGACGAGUUCGACUCUACAGCUCGCUCCUUUACACAGCAUAUUCAUCACGCGGAGUAUCAGCGGCUUAGAAGGCUGCACAAAUCCCGCGGGGCUGAAACACUGCGAAGGCUCGACCAUGGGACCGACGGCAGCACGGCGCAAAGUCGGGCGUUGAGGUUGAAGAUGGAAGCGCAGGAGCUGGCAAAGAAGCGUAACAAGACACCUGAAAGCGAGUCGGAGAGUGACGAUGAGUAUCAGAUGGAUCCACAGUUAGCAGGCUUGAUGGCAUCCAGCCAAAGGGCGAAGCCUAAAGAUGUCAGUGGCUUGACCAAGGCCAAAAGCAAGACGAGAGCUGCAGCGGGAUACUUGCAAAGUCCGCACAAGGCCAACAAGUGGAAGGAGGUCCCUAGUAGUCCUGUCCCCACAAAAUCUAAGAUCUAUUCCGUGCCCGAAGAGGAGUCAACGGAUGAGGACGACCUCGAUGCAGCUCCACGAGCAGCCAAACCUACUGCUCGACCGCGAUCGAACGUUGCAGAGGACCGGGGUUCCGGUCAAUCGUAUCAACGUGAAAACACAAAGGCUAAAACCAUUGGCUUCUUUAAAGCCUUCGCAAAGCCGCCUGUAGAGGGUACCAACAUUGCCCGGAAACCGGAAAAGACGCUCAACCAUAGCAACUCGUCUUCUCCCACCAAGAGAACGCGCGAAGGGAGAGAGUUUCCAGCAGUACCAAAGACGAAUAAUUCUUCCAGCAGUCAUCCCAUAGCAGACCGCAGCGCACGAGUAGCGGAGAUUCUUGCACGGCGCCGGCAGACCGCAAAUCAGUCAACUGGUCAUGCAGCACCUGCGAAGAUCAAACAGCAGAUAGACAUGAGAAGGGAUGGAACGAAGCAGGACUCGAACCCACGGUCAUACAAUACCUUCGGGUCAUCAAAGCCGGAGACGAAGGGUCCUCGAGCAGACCACACAGCAGCUCAGCGCAAGAAGUCCGAUGAUGAAGAGAAGAAGGAGGAUAAGAAGAAGAAGAAGAACGGCAUCAAAGACAUUCCACUGUUCCUGUUCUGA